This is a messenger RNA of Aedes albopictus (Asian tiger mosquito), 1046 nucleotides long. RefSeq lists its product as uncharacterized. The record is from RefSeq and is a predicted model, not a curated record. The transcript is spliced from 2 exons. Bases 238 to 849 code for a protein of 203 amino acids. Lineage: Eukaryota; Metazoa; Arthropoda; Insecta; Diptera; Culicidae.
AGAAAAGGGUUCACGCAAUUUGUUGCGUGCGCAAUUUCAUUGCGUAAAUGCGGCCCUGCCUCCUUUCGGGCAAAAAAAAAAUCAAAACAUCUUUGGGCCGGGCACCGAAAGGCGAGACGCCGUUGAUCAAAAUUUUGUUUACCUGGCUCUUUACGACGGAAAGUGCUUCAAGCGGACCGGAUUUGAAAAGAGAUUGCAUGAAAAUAGGCUGGAUCUAUUUGAAUUGCCGUUGUAACAAUGACUGAAACUGGUUACAUUCAGAACCAUUCCGAAUCGACCGGCGCAAGUCGACAGUGUUCGAAUAUGAAUUCCUCGUCGGACGAAGAGGAAGGAUACGCUUCGCCCUACAAUUACUGUUCAAGUGAUGAUGACAAUGAUCCGAGCAAUCGACAGCUCCUGGAUGAGCUUCCGGUGUUCUCCACGCAAUCCCUGUCUCCCUCCGGAAGAUCUCUGUCCCCGAUCGAUAUGGACACGUCGCCUCCGCGGAGUUCCCGGGGAAACAGUACCUACCACACUCCUUGCGACAGUCCCUAUGGCCAGCCGUGCGGGAAAGACUACGUCACGCUGGAAGAGAUCCAGGCCCGGAUCGGAAUGACCCCGCCGCCAGAUGUGGACCAGUGCCGAUCGUCGCCCCGGUUGAACCUGGAGACGAUUUUCGAGGACAAAUUCCUGGAAACGCCCCCGAAGGCGGGCAAGGAGUUCGACGUGCGCACCAACCAGAACCUGCUGCGAAAGUCGUUCCGGAAUCGGACGCAAAUGCUGGGGGCCACGACGGGAAGCGCAGAGGAGUGCGUUUCGCCGAUCGAAAGUCUGAGCAAGCAAUUUGGAGGAAAGGUGGUGCUGAACUAGCAUGGCCGGUCAGUCCGUGAUAUCCGUGAUAGGUUUCGUUUUAGAUAGCCCGAUUUUUUCCACUCUGUAAUUAGAUUCUAAGUGCCUUACAUUGUCCGGAAAUGAAGUAACGGACGAUCGAUCGGUUUGCUCUCUGUACAGAAAUUUAUUGAGAGUUUUGUCGAAUGAAAGUUCGAAAUGAUUUUGUAACAUAAAUU